Limanda limanda (common dab) is the source of this 750-nucleotide messenger RNA. RefSeq names its product coiled-coil domain containing 169 (gene ccdc169). The record is from RefSeq and is a predicted model, not a curated record. Lineage: Eukaryota; Metazoa; Chordata; Actinopteri; Pleuronectiformes; Pleuronectidae.
AUGGCAGCAGACAGCGAGUUCAGCAAAUACGAUGCGACGCGUCUGCAGGAGGAGCUGGAGCAGGAGAAGGAGAUGAGGGAAAUGCUGCAGGAGUCGGUGCGUGACCUGCGGGGAACCAUGCGUGAGCUGCAGGAGAGACUCCACAGUGUGGAUGGAGAGGGUAACGAGUGGAAGACGAGGUAUGAGACACAGACUGAGCUCAACGGGCAGCUGGACAGACAGAUCUCACUCAUUCACGAGAGACUGGAGGACCUGCGAGGGAACCCCAUGGAUCGAUUGGCCUCCAUCCGGUCUUAUGAUGACAUGGCAGUAGAAACACUGAGGCAGCGUCUGAAGCUCCUGAGCGAAGAGAAGUGCGACCUCCAGACUCAGCUGAUGGACUGUCACCUCAGAACCGAACAGGAGGGAAAGGCGUUUCACAAAACCAACGACGAGAGACGGGCGUAUCUUUCAGAAAUUGCCAAGGUUUCCUCCACAAUCGAGGCCCAAAGGAGACAGUACUCCACCAGGCCACAAGGGGCGCUAGACAGCAAACUGAGGAGCUCAGUGAGGCACAACAGGUAGAGAGGGAAGCAGAGCAGCAGGAAUGCAGAGGCUUAUCCUAAGAAAGGAAAAGAAAGAGAAGAAGAAGAAGGUGGAGGAGGAGCGAACGCGAAAGGAGGAGGCGGCUGUGGAGCAACAGCAGAGAGGAGAGAAGAGGACAGGUCCCAAAGGGGGAACAGGUUACCCACCCUGAAGCACUAUACCUGA